This is a messenger RNA of Scophthalmus maximus (turbot), 1117 nucleotides long. RefSeq names its product apolipoprotein A-I. Gene Ontology annotation, cellular component: chylomicron; extracellular region; blood microparticle. NCBI's taxonomy places the organism in Eukaryota, Metazoa, Chordata, Actinopteri, Pleuronectiformes, Scophthalmidae. Gene Ontology annotation, molecular function: phospholipid binding; cholesterol binding; phosphatidylcholine-sterol O-acyltransferase activator activity. Gene Ontology annotation, biological process: phospholipid efflux; cholesterol efflux; triglyceride homeostasis. Bases 122 to 889 code for a protein of 255 amino acids. The record is from RefSeq and is a predicted model, not a curated record. The transcript has 4 exons.
CACAUGGACUUUGGGAUCAUUCUUUCCUGGCUUGCUAUAUAAGCUGCAGAACUUCACCAGCUGAACACAAGCACUGCCAAGUGGAUUUGCAGAUACACUUGCAAACUCAGGUCUAAGAGCCAUGAAGGUCCUCGCUGUGCUCGUCCUUGCUGUUUUCAGCAGCUGUCAAGCCAACAUCUUCUAUGCUGAUGCACCCAAGCCACAGAUAGAAGUGCUGACUGAUGCUUUCUGGGACUACGUUGCCAAGGCCACCCAGACAGCUGAUGACACCUUGCAGAUGAUCAGGAAGUCUCAGUUUGGACAGGAUGUCAGUGCCCGUCUGACCGAAAGUGCCGACAUGGCCAACACGUACGCAGUGAGCAUCCAGGAGCAGCUUCCCCCUGUGGCCCAGGAUAUGAUCACCAAAGUCACCACAGAGGCUGAUGUGCUGAGAGAGCGUCUGACCAAGGAGCUGACUUCUGUCAAGGAGAAGCUGGAGCCCUACACCGAGGACAUGAAGGCCCAGAUCCAGCAGAGAGUGGAGCAGCUCAAACAGGAGCUGGCCCCCUACACCGGAGCCCUGGACACCGAGGCCCUGAGGAGCACCCUGCUGCAGAAGAGCGAGGAGCUGAAGACCAACCUGGAGCAGAGUGUGCAGGACCUGCAGGCUCAGCUGGGGCCCUACACUGACGACCUGAAGCAGAAAGUGGACCAGCACCUGCAGGACUUCAAGGAGCGCGUGGCCCCCAUGACCGAGAAGGUCCAGAGUGAGCUGACCGAGAGAACCCAACAGGUGAAAGAAAUGGCUUCCCCCUACGUUGAUGAGCUGAGGGGAACACUGGACCCCUACGCCCAGGACCUCCAGGCCCGUCUCACCUCCCUCUACGAGUCAUUUGUCAAAACCAACUAAGUCCGUCCCCACCUCAUGUUUAACAAAAAGAAACUGCAUCUACGUAAUGAUUCCAUGUUGUUAACAAUAUAACACCACAAGCUCGCCAUUUUUUUUUUUAAUUUGAAGAGUUCUAUAGAUAUUUUUACAGUAUUACAAAAAGAUAAAUUAUAGAUAUGGAAUGUUGGUCUGCAACCACACAGUGUUCUGUCCCCACAUUAUGGAAAUAAAGUGAAAGCUAAACAUAAA